CGUUUCUAUUUCAUCGUAGAAACAUGUCUUCUUUCUUGAGAAACAUCUGACGUUCAAGAACAAAACAUAAUCAAAGUCUGGAUAAAUAAAUUAAAACAGGGUCUUGUAGUAUCUCUGUCAAACUUUUUGUUUCUCUUGUGAACCCCAUCAUGAAAUUUCUCAAGAUUUUUUCAUCUUAAACUAAACAAGAAAGAUCCUACAAACCUAAGUUUUUAGCUGAGAUUUUGAAUAAUCUUUUGAAAUGAGUUGUUUCUUGAGUCCAUCGAUGAACAACAAAAGUAGAGAGGAUGAAGGCUCAUCGAUGGCUGUUCCGUAUGAUCGGAGGCAGAUAGCAACACGGGAAGCGGUGACGAUGAACAAAGAAUCACCAAACAAUAUCGAGGCAGAGAGUUUCACAUUUCGUGAGUUAGCAACCGCGACAAACAGCUUCAGGCAAGAGUUCUUGAUCGGAGAAGGAGGGUUCGGGAGGGUUUACAAAGGAAAGUUGGAGAAGACAGGACAGGUGGUGGCUGUGAAGCAACUUGACCGUAAUGGAUUACAAGGGAAUAGAGAGUUUCUGGUUGAGAUAUUUAGGUUGAGUCUUCUUCAUCAUCCCAAUCUUGCCAAUCUCAUUGGAUAUUGCCUUGAUGGAGACCAGAGACUUCUUGUUUACGAGUUCAUGCCUCUUUGUUCCCUCGAAGAUCAUCUCCUUGAUGUUGGAGCGGAACAACAACCACUGGAUUGGAACUCUCGGAUACGGAUUGCCUUAGGAGCCGCAAAAGGCCUUGCGUAUCUCCACGAAAAGGCAAACCCUCCGGUGAUAUAUCGAGAUUUUAAAUCGUCAAAUAUAUUGCUUAAUGAAGAUUUUGAUGCAAAAUUAUCAGAUUUUGGUUUGGCAAAACUUGGUUCGGUUGGAGACACACAAAAUGUAUCUUCCCGAGUUAUAGGAUCUUACGGUUAUUGCGCUCCCGAGUAUCAGAAAACCGGUCAGCUAACGGUUAAAUCCGAUGUUUAUAGUUUUGGAGUUGUGUUGUUGGAACUCAUAACUGGUAAACGAGUUAUCGAUACAACGAGAACGAGUCAUGAACAAAAUCUAGUUACUUGGGCACAACCGAUAUUCAGAGAACCAAAUCGAUUCCCAGAGCUAGCUGACCCACUUCUCCAAGGCGAGUUCCCUGAAAAAAGUCUGAACCAAUUUGUAGCAGUAGCGGCAAUGUGUUUGCAUGAAGAACCAAUAGUUCGACCAUUAAUCAGUGAUGUCGUCACCGCCUUGAGUUCUAUGAGUGCAACAACCGGUUCACCUCCCCGUACAACGGGUAGUAAUGUCCUUAAGACCGUGGAGGACCAGGGCGUGUUUUAA
This is a messenger RNA of Camelina sativa (false flax), 1339 nucleotides long. RefSeq names its product putative serine/threonine-protein kinase PBL24. The record is from RefSeq and is a predicted model, not a curated record. Gene Ontology annotation, biological process: protein phosphorylation. Gene Ontology annotation, molecular function: protein kinase activity; ATP binding. Lineage: Eukaryota; Viridiplantae; Streptophyta; Magnoliopsida; Brassicales; Brassicaceae.